Messenger RNA from Fusarium keratoplasticum, 1410 nucleotides. RefSeq lists its product as uncharacterized. Gene Ontology annotation, molecular function: oxidoreductase activity, acting on NAD(P)H. The transcript has 2 exons. The coding region runs from base 1 to 1410 and encodes 469 amino acids. Lineage: Eukaryota; Fungi; Ascomycota; Sordariomycetes; Hypocreales; Nectriaceae. The record is from RefSeq and is a predicted model, not a curated record.
AUGAGUACGAGUACUUUUGUCACACUCACACCGGAGCCGGUCCUCGAGACCAAGUUCCCUCACCUCCAAAUACAAGAGACCACACAGAAGGAGGAACAACAGCCCGCCUCUCAGACUGCCCAGCCAUCACCUGCAGCCCAACCUCAGCCCACACAACCUGCCGACCAAUCGACGGACUCAUCAGCGACAUCCCAAAUACCUGAGACAACAAACGAACACACCAUACCCUCCGCCCAGACAGUCCUAUUACUACACGGUGUGAGGCAACAAUACGAAGUGACUCAUGGCUACGCUAUUCCCGAUACCAAGCACGACCAUGAGCUAUUGGUGCGCACCAACACUAUUGGCCUGAACCCUAUCGACUGGAAGUCUCCGGACUAUGGCUUUGGUAUCCCCGAGCUCCCCUACAUCUCUGGCCGCGAGGCAUCAGGCACAGUCGUCCGCGCUCCACUUGGCCCCUCAAGAGUCAAGGUCAACGACAGGGUCAUCGUCAUUUCCACCGAUUACCGAGACCUUCGAAAAGCCACCUACCAGCAGUACGUCGUGGCAUCCGAUUUUAAUGUUGUGAGGAUUCCAAAGGAAAUCACCGUCAACCAGGGAGCCACACUGGGAGUCGCCUAUGUCGCUGCAUCACUAUCGUUGGGCGUGUGUCUCGGCGUUGAUUUUACCAGUGUUCAUGACGGACCUAAUAUCCUCAACCUUGUUCGGGAGGUUCCGGAGGAGUCACUCCCGCAGGAUAUCAGAGGAGAGUGCCUGAACGGCAUCCUUCCCGGCGAGGGAGCUAAGCCUGGAGAUUGGAUCGCCAUCUGGGGCGGUUCAUCAACCUCGGCCGUCAUCGCCGCCCAGCUCGCCCGUCUCGUCGGCCUCCGAGUAGCUCUAGUUGUCGACAACGCCAAGCAUGGCGUCCGAAUCUCCGAGAACCCCGUCCUCCGCCCAGAUCUCCUUGUCGAUAGCCACGACCCCGAGCGAGCUGUGGCCAUUCUCCGCGCCAACACCAAAGGGAAGCUGCGCUUCGGUAUCGACACCCGAGGAAAGGACACGGCAGAGAUCCUGCUGCGCGCACUGGGACCUGAGGAGCUCCACCGCAAGACUCCCCCGGUCAACUCGCCUCCGAGCACGCCACCCUCUGAGCCGACAGUUCCCGCUCAUAUCGUGGGCAUGAGCGGACUGCCUAAGCAGGCGUCCGCGGGUGUGAUAUUCCAUACUAUGCCCGUGAAGUUGUACCAUGAGGUUCCCGAAGUUGGAGAGGCUCUGUCGAGCUGGCUGGAGAGGCUGCUCGCUACCCGCGCCCUUGUACCCCCUAGAAUUAUUGACGUUGAGGAUGGGUUGCAUAACGUCAACAAGGGCUUGGAUAGGAUGAGAAAAGGAGAGAUUAGUGGAGGCAAGUUGUUGGUUGAUAUUAACGUAUAA